Molecule: messenger RNA, 1321 nt
Organism: Daktulosphaira vitifoliae (grape phylloxera)
Lineage: Eukaryota; Metazoa; Arthropoda; Insecta; Hemiptera; Phylloxeridae
Gene: nudE
Product: nuclear distribution protein nudE homolog 1
Exons: 7
Coding region: 420-1211 (263 amino acids)
Biological process (GO): centrosome localization; chromosome segregation; mitotic centrosome separation
Cellular component (GO): kinesin complex; kinetochore; centrosome
Molecular function (GO): microtubule binding
Source: RefSeq, a predicted model, not a curated record
UUUUAGUGACUAAGACAUAAAAUAGUUGCCAAACAACAAGAUAAUUUAGAAAACGGUCGUUACGUCAUUACGAAUAUGUUUUAUUGAGCUUAAUUCGCCAUUCCACAGAUAAUGUUAUGAAAUAGCUUUCGACUCUGGUGAUAACGCUAGUCUGUAACUUUCUUUCCGAUAAUACAAUAAUAAUAAUAAUAAUAAUAAAAAGUGCAAUACAGAGAAAUGUUUUGAAAAUUUUACUUAAUAUUAAACAUUUUGUUAAGAUUAAUAUUUAUUUCUAAUAAAUUUUGUAGUAACAAAGAAGCUGAAAUUAGUUUUGAGAACAACUAUAUUAGUUAGACUUAAUUGGCUACUACUAUUGACCUUACAUUAGCAUAAGGUAUGUGUAAAUUUAUCUCAGAAGCUUGUUUAACAUUCAGAACAAGAUGAAUGAGUGUGACAAUAUUGAUUGGCAAAAUAAAUUCAAGGCUUUAGAGAAAGAAUAUGAUGAUUUUCGAGAACAGUCCCAAUUAUUGGAACGUGAAUUGGAAUUAGAUGUAGAAAUGCUUGAAAAGACUAAUAAAGAUCUCAAAUCUAAGAAUAAUCAACUGCAGUUUGAUCUUGACACUUUAAGGACAAAAAAUCGAGAAGAACAACAAAACCUUAUGAACCAAAUUCAUAACUUACAAGAAGAAGCAAUUCAUUUUCAUGAAAGAGAAACCAAUUAUGUAAAGUAUAUAAGAGAGCUAGAGCAAAAAACUGAAGAUCUCGAAAAAUUACAAAGAGAAACAUGUGCUUCAUUGGGUGAUUUUGAGAUUAAAAUGAAUGAUGCAAUUGAAAGGAAUGCUCUUCUUGAAGUUGAACUUGAUGAAAAAGAAAGUUUACAAGCAAUGGUUCAACGGCUAAAAGAUGAAAUAAGUGAACUCAAACAGGAAAUUCAAAGCAAAGAACGAAAGUUAAAUCCAGACAUGAAUGAAUCACAAGCUGCUGCUGCGGUAAGACGGUGUAGUAGUUUCCGAGCUGCUGUUGACAAUAGAUUGUCAUCGUCAGCUGAUAACACACCCCGAAGUCAUACCAAAAGUUUAAGUGGAAAUGUUAUGUUUCAUUCCCCACCUGCUAAGUUAGCUAGAGUUGGUGAUAUUGUAGGAGAUCUAAUGAGAAAAGUAAAUAUGCUGGAAGUAAAAUUAAUGGAAUCAAAACAUGUGAAUGUAGCAAAAACUCAAAAUUGUCCUUUCUAACAAAACGCUUUGUGGCAGACCUUACCAGGGUAGGCCAUUUAUAGUGAAAAUUAAUAUAAUAAUUUGUACAUAAGUAUUAUUUUUGUUUCCUUGAAAAUAUCAUGUGUAGA